GAAAAUUGCCAUGCCGUCGCCGGUGCCGCCGCCGUUGGACGCGCCAAUGCGAGGCGACCACGAUCCGUUCCUGCAAGAAGACUUUCGUGAGUUUCCAUUUCAAAGCCAGCGUAUGCUCGUGGAGCUCCAGACAAGUACGUUUCGAGACACGUCGGCCGUCGAAUUCUGGGAAAGAUUGACACAAGGCCACGACACGGUGGAGAACGCGAUGCAUUUGCCUGCUGCUCUUGCGUAUGCCGUGGAAACGAUUCAGCAGUUGGAAGAGAUUGCAACGUACAUGACAUGUACACAGCAGCAGCAGCAGAACCAGCCGUCCCGAUCGAUUCUGUCGCUCUUGAAAGCUCACUUCCGAGCGAUUCUCUUCCACGAUGCGAGUCAAACCCAGGUGUCUUUUGUGACGCCCUUGAAACGCUAUGCACGUCGUUAUUCCUCGAUCCGUCUGCGUGUGCAUGUUCUCUCGACGCGACCACGUUGCGCCACCAGUUGCAGUACCUCGAAUGGAUGCACAUUGCAAAAGGGUCGAUUUUGAACGUGUUCCUCCGACAGAUCGAUGGUCGUGUCGCGUCAUGGUGCCGCAACAAUUUCACCGAGAGCUUUUUCCACGACCUCGAGUCCUGGGUCGACUCGAGUUUACUCCAGGACGCGCACACCAUGUUCGCCAGGGGGUCCCACCCGAUUGAGUACGUCGAAACGCUAAAGCUGCACACGUUUCAAGCGUUUGGGAGUCUGCGCAUCCACGAGUUGUUUGACAUCGUCCGCGAUUACCCUGACAGCCUCCCGGCGAUCGAAGACUUACGAAAGUGCUUGGAAGUGACUCGUCAACAACCAGAGCUCCUGGCAACCUUCCAAAACGCCAUCAAAACCCGCGUGCUUCAGCCCGGCGCAAGCACCACCAGCAUCAUUGGCGUGUACACGCGUGCGAUCAAGACAUUUCGCCACUUGGACGGUCGCGGCGGGCUCAUUCAACCCAUUGGGGACCUCUUUAGCCAGUACCUUCGUAAACGAAAGGACACGAUUCGGUGCAUCGUCACGAGCUUGACCGACCGAGACAGUGGCGAGUUGUAUGAAGAACUCGAGCGCGACCGGCGAGUGGAGCCUGUGAUCGACAGCGACGACGACGACGUUUGUGAUGCGGAGCUGUGGCAGCCAGAGCCUGCCGACACGAUCGCCGUGCCCAGAGGGCGUCAGGUCGACGACCUCCUUAGCAGUCUCGUCAGUAUUUAUGCCAACCAGACUGUGUUUGUGAAUGAGUACCGCAUGAUGCUGGCCGAACGACUACUCAGUGCAAAAGACUUCCACACGGAUCGCGAUGUGCAUACACUGGAACUGCUCAAGCUCCGGUUUGGUGACGCACGGCUUCAGCAAUGUGAUAUCAUGAUCAAAGACGUUGACGAAAGCAAACGCAUCCAGGCCAACUUGGGGCUUGCCGUCGAUGCGACCGUCGUGUCGGAGCACUUUUGGCCUCCAUUUCAAGGAGACGAUUUCACCCUCCACCCUCGCCUGAACGACAUGAUUCGACAGUACAAAGAAGCGUACGCGGUGCUCAAAAACCCGAGGCAGUUGGACUGGGUGCCGUACCUCGGUUUUGUAGAGCUCGAGAUUGAAUUGAAUGGGAACGUGGCUGCGUUUACAGUGUCACCCAUCCAAGCCACGUUGAUAUCGUACUUUGAAGAUGAAGAUUCGUGGUUGGCAGCGGCACUCGCGGAAGCCAUGGAUAUUGAGAUGGACGUCCUUUCGAAACAUGCGCACUAUUGGUGCCUCCAAGGUGUCCUCGUCCAGGAGAACGAGCAUUUGACCCUGAAUCAUGCGUACUCGCCGUCCGAGGCGGUCGAGUCGUCCCAGCCUGGAAGCGACACCUUUUUGGAGCCGUCCGUGUCUUCCAAACGCCAAGCCGACGCUGACAUCAAGACGCUCGAGUCGUACAUCAAGGGCAUGUUGCGACAAUUCGAGACCUUGUCCCUCCAGCAGAUCGCCAGCAAGCUCGCCUUGAUCGCUCGCAGCGAGCAGAACUCGGGAGGCUGCACGACGACCAACUUGACCCAAAUCCUGCGCAACUUGGUGGACCAGCAAGAGUUGGAGUACAUUGGGGGCAUGUACCAGCUCCACAAGUACCAUUAAGUUAACUCGGCGACGAUGCAAACAUGGAUUUGAAAAAAUGGAUGUGGCGUCGUCGUGUAUCACGGGGACGACAUGCUGCGCUUCGUAGUCGACCAAGCACGUCAACGAUGUGGCGGACCAGCGCUCUAUCGCCAUAACCUCGUCAAACGAGAUACCGGUUGCUGCGC
Messenger RNA from Aphanomyces invadans, 2285 nucleotides. RefSeq lists its product as hypothetical. The transcript is spliced from 13 exons. Gene Ontology annotation, cellular component: anaphase-promoting complex. The coding region runs from base 283 to 2118 and encodes 611 amino acids. Gene Ontology annotation, biological process: ubiquitin-dependent protein catabolic process. Lineage: Eukaryota; Oomycota; Saprolegniomycetes; Saprolegniales; Verrucalvaceae. The record is from RefSeq and is a predicted model, not a curated record. Gene Ontology annotation, molecular function: ubiquitin protein ligase binding.